This is a messenger RNA of Solenopsis invicta (red fire ant), 1088 nucleotides long. RefSeq lists its product as uncharacterized. The transcript is spliced from 2 exons. NCBI's taxonomy places the organism in Eukaryota, Metazoa, Arthropoda, Insecta, Hymenoptera, Formicidae. The coding region runs from base 100 to 609 and encodes 169 amino acids. The record is from RefSeq and is a predicted model, not a curated record.
UGCAAAGAUUUCUCAUCGAGAGAAGCAAAUGGAUGUCUCGUAGUUCGCAACACAAAAUCGAUAACUUUGACUCCUCGCACGAAAAUUACAUUCGAUAAUAUGAAGAGAGGGACAAAGUGCGUCGUACAGACCAUCAAUCUGUCCAACCCGAAAACAUGCGUGAGACCGAAAGUUCAGAGAAUCGUUAGCACAGAUGCGGAUUCCUUCCCCAAUCCUAAUCGCGCGAGUGAUUACCGGACCUCUAGACCGGUGGCAAUUAAAGUUGGCUCGUGGAAGGACGAGCAUGGGAAGUGUCCGCCAAAGGUGAGGGAAGGUUAUCAAAGUUGUCAAAGUUUGGGUCGGGUAUAUUACAUUCCACUUAACUAUUUAUAUGUCGUCUUUAUUCAUGCACAGUACCGUGAACCUUCUCAGGAGGAAUCUUCUCCGCCGCUCUCGACCAACGCAAUUCUUGGCAGGGCCGCGGCGUUUUUUAUAAAAGGAGCUAUCAUUGCCGGUCUCAUCUGUUGGACCUAUACGGAGGGUCUUUGGGGCGACAGCAGCAAAACGGAGGAUCUGUACCACAGAAUGACGAGUGUGAUUUUUCCCGAUCGGCCGGUAAGCAUAAAUUAAUUUAAAGCCGCUGGAGGAACUCUGGAUGCACGGGUUUCGCUUACCCUAACACAUUAUUUCUCUUUAAGCCUACGACAGAUUUGCCGCAUCUCGAGGGAAUAAAAUAUUCCGCGUUCGAGACGUACAACCGCAUGGUGGUAAAAGGUAUGGAUAUUAUCGUCAGCGUGCCGCGUGAGAUGUAUCAAAGACUGCGAGAUCUCUUAUUUUCAUGCGAUACAACGAAGGAAAUGGAGAGGAAGUGAGCGGAAUGCUCUGACGAGAAUUCAGCGGAAACGUAAUUUCGCAAAUUGUGUGUGUUAAAAUUCGAGAUAUCGCGUUGCGAUGGGUGCACGUACGAUAUUUUUCUUUCAAAAAGUUUGUACGAAGCUUUUGUCUUAAUAACGUGUGGAAUUUUAGUGAAAAAUGUGAAUUGUGAGAUUUUGUGAGAUGUUACAGAAAUUCCUGUAGUAUUCACAUGCGAAUAAACGCACUUGAGGAUA